AUGAUUGUGCACAUGUACCAACCCCUCCUCCUUCUGUUGUUAAAGAAUAUUUGCAUCAACACAGAAAUUGGGACUAAAUCAGUUGGAGGGCCCAAAAUGAGGAGGAACCUCCAGGCCAGCAAGAACCCUUGCGUCAAAACGGAGGGUGUAGUAGUGGUCAGGGGAAAGAGAAAGGAAACGCGAAAAAAAGGUCCCACCCUCUUAUUCGUAAGUAGCACCAGCGGGGAAAAAAAAAGAAUACUUAAGAAAGUCAAAAAGGAAUGUGGAAGAGGGGGAAUCAAGAGGGAGAGGAUGCUGGUUGGCGUCCAUCGGCCAAAAGGAAGCGACACGAAGAACGUGAAGGUGCAGAAUAUACCCAGCGGAGUCCCCCUUUUUGUAAUAAAAAACUUCCACCUCAGGUGGAAACGAAUUAAUGUGAGCAAAAAUGAGUUGCAACUGAAAUACUGCUUCCUCAUUGGACAGGAAUUCUGCUUCAGCGAGGUCAGCAGGGAUACUUACAUCGGGUUGGUGAAUAAUAAAAUUUACCUUUUUAAGGAGACGGAGGAGGGGGCCUUCUACCAGUGCGUUUACGAUGGGGGGGGUGGGAGCGACGGGAGCGAAGGGAGCAGAGGUGGACACUUCGACGGACACACGGAUGAUGACUACUACCAAGACGUGAGCGACUUCUUCAAUUUGGAAUUCCCGUUAAGUAAACACGUCGAAAUGUGGCGGAAAAAAGACAAAAGGAUGAACGAAAUUACAGACAAAAUUAGGGGGUUGAGAAUAUUAAGGGCCAACUCAGUGGAAUCCUUUUUCUCCUUCCUUUGUUCUACUAAUAAUAACAUCCCCAGGAUAACGCUAAUGAUAGACUGCCUGAGGAGGAGGUACGGCAGGUUCCUCGCCACGGUCAUGUUUCACGGGCAGGAUGUGCUGGUCAAAGUGAGGGAAGACGGGGACGCAGGAGGAAUGGCCUUUAACACGAAUCAACAGCGCGUUGGUGUGAAGAAGGACCAACAGGGCGUUCGCCUGAAGGCGGGUGAGGCACAACCAGUGCGAGUGAAAGGGGAGCCCCCCCGAAAUGGUGAGCCGCAACUGCCCGUCCGCGUGAAGGAGGAGUACCCCCAAAAUGGUGAGGCGGUGAAAGAGUACCCACAAAAUGGGGCCACAGUGAAGGAGCAAAAUAGAGACGACGGACACGAUGCACCCGCUGGAGGCCCCGCGGGCGGGGGGAACAGAAUCUUCUACGAGCACCUGAAGACGGUGAUCAAGGAGGAGCGGCAGAGGAAGGUCUUCCCCUUCUACGAAUUCCCAAGCGUAGAAAACCUAUCCAAGUUAAAAGAGGAAGAUUUGAGAAGCCUAGGGUUCGGGUAUAGAAGUAGCUACGUUAUAGAGAGCGCCAAAAUGUUAGUGAAACGCGGAAGUGAACAAUGGAUUGAGGAUCUUAAAAAAGAGAAAAAGACCAAAAAUUGCAUAGACCAAUUAGUACUCUUCCCAGGAAUAGGGCUCAAAGUGGCCAAUUGCAUUUGCCUCUUCGGCUUGAAUAAAUUCGAUUGCAUUCCCAUAGACACCCACAUAUAUGACAUCAUCUACAAGUACUACCAGGACAUUGUGCAGUCCGAGUGCGCCCCCGUUCGCGGUCGCACUGCGGUGAGAGCGGUGGAAGCGGUGAGAGCGGCGGACGUGGCGGACGCGGCGAAUGUGGCUGACGCGGCGAAUGUGGCUGACGCGGCUGGAGCAACUGCGCUGAAGGGCAAGAAGAAGGGGAAGGCAGCCACUGAGCAGGUCAUGCCCACUUCUAUCCACCGCGCGCUCAAACGGGAAGGUGAAAAUGGCACAACGCCCAAUUUGAGGCAAAAUUUGAGGCAAAAUUUGAAACCCAAUUCGAAGCAGCCGAAGAAGGCGCUGACCACCUCGCUCUACAUCAGACUGUACACGCGGCUGAAGGACCUCCUGGGGCCCAACUGCGGGUGGGCGCAAACCAUCCUGUUCGCGUCCGAGUUGAAGAAGUUUAGCCACCUGUUUGAGUAG
Plasmodium vivax (malaria parasite P. vivax) is the source of this 2007-nucleotide messenger RNA. RefSeq lists its product as hypothetical. Gene Ontology annotation, molecular function: damaged DNA binding; 8-oxo-7,8-dihydroguanine DNA N-glycosylase activity. The transcript has a single exon. Bases 1 to 2007 code for a protein of 668 amino acids. NCBI's taxonomy places the organism in Eukaryota, Apicomplexa, Aconoidasida, Haemosporida, Plasmodiidae. Gene Ontology annotation, biological process: base-excision repair; nucleotide-excision repair; base-excision repair, AP site formation. Gene Ontology annotation, cellular component: nucleus. The record is from RefSeq and is a predicted model, not a curated record.